GUGGCAGGCAAACGGUAGACAGUUCAGUUCAACACCUUUAUAGUUAGUGUGUUCCACCUGAGCAUAAUUAGCUCACUAACCAACUUACCAACAACUGGAAAGUGUGCUGGAAUUUUCGUCGAUCAUUCUGCAGAUCGGAGUGUUUCUUAACCGUAUAGCUACAUCUACUCACAGUAGAACAGAUAUUCUUGAUUCAGAUUGCAAAGCAAGUAUUUUAUUCCAAAUCAAAAUGGCAGCCAUUUCAGACUUCCGUAAGAAGAAGUUGCUGUAUGUGUUCAACGUGUUCUUCGAUGUUAAUCAGAGUGGAGAGAUUGAUCUUAAAGAUUUUGAACUUGCGAUCGAAAAAAUCUGUGAACUGCGUGGUUGGCCAGCCGGUAAUCCUAAAAAUGUUGAGACACACGAUUCUAUGCUGAAGAUAUGGGAAGGACUACGUUCUAAAGCGGACAAGGACAACGAUGGACAGGUUUCUGUAGAAGAAUGGUGCAAUAUGUGGGAUGCGUAUGCUAAAGAUCCUAGUACGGUCAUGGAUUGGCAGCUUAGGUAUAUGAACUUCAUGUUCGACUUGGAAGAUGCUUCGCACGACGGAACCAUCGAUGGGGAUGAAUUUUCAAUUGUUUGCUCAAGCUACGGCGUGGACAAGAACGAGUGCCAGGAGGCAUUUAAGAAGAUGUCAAAGGGAGCUGUUGAGGUCAACCGCGAAGAGUUUGCCGAGCUGUGGCGUGAAUACUUCUCAUCUGACGAUCCUGUCUCUCCUGGUAACUUUAUCUUCGGUAAAACAUCGUUUUAACGGAGUGGCAUGUAAGAAGAACCCCUAUAUGCUACACAAAAAUGCUGAUAAUACUACAAAGAUGGAGAUGACAACGUUGCUGAUGGUGACGAUAAAACUGUGGUGGAAAUGUUUAGAAGCUGGUAGUAGAUCCUAGCAAGUUAGACAUCAUAGCGGGUUUCCCAGCGGAAGAUUGUUGCGUAUGAGUACUAUAUGCAACAUUUGAUCAACUACGACGCACAACUUUACAAUAAAUAUCAACGUGAAUCAAAUUGGCGAAAAGGUCGAUGGUAAUUGUGAAACGAAAACACCACAAAAAAUACCACAAUAACAAAGGGUAUACAAGCACGCAGAAAGUAAACAAUAUGGAUUUCUUGAAAAACAAAAUAAAAGCCAUCUUCCCUGGUAUCUUCCGUUAGUCCAACAAUGUGUUGUUUCUUUACUGUUUGCCCCUUUUUACUAACCUGACUCUAAAAGUAGCGAGAAGGUACAAUCUUAAAAAAAGAACAAACGAUUCGUACGACCCAAAGUUUGAGACGUGGCAUUGAAGUGCUUCGAACCUAUUUUAAUCUUCUUAUGAAAAUGCUUGAUGCUCUCUCGGUCUGUCAGAAAAACCAUAGCCUUUGUUAAAACCUUUAUCAUGAACAAACUGCCUUCUCCGUAGUGGAAAGGGAACUGCUAGAAAGGGCAUCGUUGAUAUUUGUUUAUGUCACACCACGCAAUUUUUCUUCAGCUUAAAGUCAAUCUGCAAAAUACUGCAAAUGGAUCGCUACAUUAAAUAUGAAAUGAAAGUGUUGCACAUUAGCGUUUACUUUUAGCAGUUUAGAGUCUUAGUUGAGCGAACAUGCCAAACUGCUUCAUCAACGCGGGUGAUGAAGUUCGCGUUCCUUUUUUAUGGUCAUAGAACUGUCGCGAAGCUCAUCGUCCUACAUAAGGUACUCAGUGAAGCAUUUUUUCAUGAAUGCUUUAAGCGCCUUUGACCGUAGGAUGGAGGAGACUCGAGACGAAUGAAAUAUGGUGUGACAAUUUGGUGCUGCUAAACAUUGUUCACUACGACAAGAGUUUCAGUACACUACUCAGUGAUUUAGCGGGAUUUAGGCGUGGAGCGGAUGGAUAUGGACCGGACGAUGAGAAUAAAUCUAAUAAAGUGAGCUACCUUAACGUGUCUCUUAAGUUUGUCUACACUCUCCACGAGCAUGUGGAACUGUUUGUGAGCACAGAUAUGCAAGCAUAUGAUAGAUACAAGAGCCAUGUGUAAGGAGGUUUUCCUAAUAAACUCGUUACCAAUAUUGUAACAAGAUGAGAGAGAACAUUCGUUCCAAUUCAUGAAAGCAGUUGAGUUAUUAAGCUAAAGAUAUAUUUUUUUAUUCCGUCUUUAGAAAUGUUAUGUGUUUUAAAAUAUUAUUUUACUCUCAUUUAUUCCGGUUUUUAGUUUAGUUGUGAAUGUUAUGUCACAUUCACGAUUUAUGUUUUGUGAUUUUUUCCUUUUUCAAUCAAACAGUGGUUUAUUAGAACAUAAAGGUACUGUUAGAAGGACAAGAAAACAGUAUAUUUUUGCUACGACAGAGACGACCUUGAAAUGAGCAGUGUAAGACUAACUGAGCCAUUGAAGGGAUUAUUUCUGAACUAUUAGUAAAAAUUUGUUCCAUAUUGAAGGAAAUAGCAAAACAGGGAAAUUGCUAGCUAUGAUUCAACUUGUAUUAAUCGAAGUUGUCGCAUAAUUUUAUCUACCAUUAUGUAUGUGUAGUCGUGAAUGUGAGCAAACUCUACACUAUAUACGGAAAAUAUGACUCUCUCGAUCUAAAUUCCAUUGGUGUUCAUUGUGAUACACGGCUUCCCAGGAGGUACAGCCGGUAGUUAACGAAAGUAGUGUUUGUCGUGUGAUUUACACAGAUGCCCCCACUUUCUAUAAUAAAUAAUACUGAUAGUAAAACUUGACAACAUAUUUCCCACAUUGGUUGGUUGCAAUAUCUUAAUUAAGCUCCUUAUACGUUUGCAUUUUCAUAUUGCUGUUUGAAGCGUUCUAUUUCCGAUUAGACAACUUCAAGUACUGUUACGCCGUGCAAUGACUCAACCGAAAAAAAUAUUCUAUAAUAUACCAGCCGUUUCUUGAUGUUUCACUUGGUAGAUAAAUCAAAACCAAAUUUAGAUAAAACAAUUCUAUUAACUGUUAUUGUAUCUUAGGAAAGUGUCAGAAACUCUUUCUCUUCCAUGUUAUCGUUUAUCGGUGCAAAUUAUCAACUAAGAAAAGUAGAGCAAAAUGAGAAGAGUUCUGAGAACCUUACACAACAUAUUGAAGUGUAUGUCAUUGUGUACCUACCGUAAUUGUCGUUUUUAUCAGAGCACAGGAGCUUUGUGACAAGUCAAUUAAAAAAUAAAGCCCGAAGCUGUAACAACUAUAACAUAUUUACCAAUCGUUGACAAAAUUACUCGACCAUUUUUCAAUGGUUAAUCUAAUUCAAUCAAUUUCAAUACAAUUAUUGAAAUGAUUGGAUGUUAGAGUCUGAAAUUUGUGUCCUUCAAUCUGGCUUGCUCUGAAAUCGGUCGAUGCAUUUACUACAAACCCUUUCGAAAAUUCAAACUCUAACACACAAAAAAAUUAAUUGGAAGUUGGAAUCGAUAACAAAUCGAUCACUUGAAAUUGAUUACUAAACAGCAAAAUAGAAAUCAAAGUUUAGCAGUAAUGAGGCAAUUGAUGAUUUUAUAUCAACUGCAAUUGAAGAUGGACAAAUAAAUUGCAGAGAAAGGAAUAAAUCAAA
Messenger RNA from Anopheles darlingi, 3525 nucleotides. It is a transcript of the gene Scp2, whose product is annotated as calexcitin-1. Lineage: Eukaryota; Metazoa; Arthropoda; Insecta; Diptera; Culicidae. The record is from RefSeq and is a predicted model, not a curated record. Gene Ontology annotation, molecular function: calcium ion binding. The coding region runs from base 230 to 787 and encodes 185 amino acids. The transcript has 8 exons.